AUGCACCGCGGCUUCGAGGAGAUCUCCGACGACGAGUGGUCUAAUCGCACCUUCGAGCCUUCGCGCGUCCUCAAGCACCCCAACCAGCGGCCCUCGCAGCCUCCGCCGCCGAUCGAUUCAUUCGCCUACAACCCCAAGGCUUGCUCCGCCGCUGGCACCAGCACCGCAACUGUCGUCCUCUCGGACGACGACAGCGACUUCGGCCUAGGCGCGGACGGGGGUUCCCGCCGCGCCGCGAAGAGCCAGCGCGUCCUCAAGCGCCCGCAUAACGGGCCCCCUUCGCGGCCUUCUCCGCCAGUUAAAUCGCUCCGCCGCAAUCCCCAACCCUCCAAUGCCGCUGCCGCCUUUGGGGUCUCCGACAGCGAGGACGAUGACUUCGUCCUUACAGACGAUGACUUCGAUCGUCCUACGUCGCCUCUGAGGACGUCAAGCCUUCGCCGCAAAGGGAAGAGCCAACGCCCCCUCAAGGGUCCUCAGCUCAAGCCCCAUUCGCGGGCUCCUCCGCCAGUUAACUCUUUCAGCCAUAAUCCCAAACGGUCCAAAUUCGCCGCUGAUGUGGGGCUUUCCAACAGCGAGGACGACGAAUUCGACCUCACAGAAACGUCAAGCCUCCACCGCAGCGCAAAGAGACAACACGGCCAGAAGCGUUCACAGCACAAGCCCCAUUUGCAGGAUCCUCAGUCCUUUGGCUCGUCUCGCCGCAAUCCGAAACCUUCCAAGGCUGCUGCCACCACAUGGCUAUCUGACAGUGAUGAUGAUGACUUCGACACCACGGACAAUGAGUUUGACCUUCCAGCUUCGCCCUCGAGGACAUCGCGCCCACGCCGCACUACCAGUCGCCGGUUGACGAGUUUUGCCAUUGACAUCUCUGAGGAAGACGAAGAAGACCUUGCUGAUGAUGACUUUGACUACCAAGACCCAAGGCCUCCCCAGCAACGUCCCUCUGGCCGCCGCUUUGUGAUCGGGGACGAUGAUGACAGUGAUGUGCCUGUAGCUGUGGAGGAUGAUGAUGGGGUGAAUUGGUCGGAGCUGGAGAAGGAGGACGAAGAUGAGGGCUACAAUGGGGAGAGAAGUGUAAAUGUGGAGGAGCCCGAGGGAGAUGUGGUGGGAAUGGCAUUGCGCAAGUGUUCACGCAUCUCGUCAGAUCUGCGCAAGGAGCUUUUUGGUUCAUCAGCGCGGGAUUGUGAAAGCUACGCCGAGAUAGACGCUUCCACUUGCCGUAUUGUUACUCAGGAAGACGUAAAUGCUGCAUGCACAAGUGAGAAGUCAGGGCUUGAGCCUGUGCUGAAGCCGUAUCAACUUGUGGGCGUCAAUUUCCUUCUCCUACUGCAUCGGAAAAGCAUUGGCGGAGCAAUUUUGGCUGAUGAAAUGGGUCUUGGGAAGACAGUGCAGGCUGUCACUUAUCUUACUCUAUUACGGCAUCUAUAUAACGACCCAGGACCACAUCUGAUAGUUUGCCCAGCUUCCGUGUUGGAGAAUUGGGAAAGAGAACUCAGGAAGUGGUGCCCUUCGUUUUCUAUCAUCUUGUUUCAUGGAGCUGCAAGGACUACCUACUCAAAGGAAUUAAGCUCCUUAGGCAAGGCUGGCUGUCCAGCUCCAUUUAAUGUCCUCCUUGUUGGCUACUCACUUUUUGAAAGACGGAGUGCUCAGCAAAAGGAUGAUCGUAGGGCCCUCAAAAGAUGGCAAUGGAGCUGUGUUUUGAUGGAUGAAGCGCAUGUUCUGAAAGAUAAGGGUAGCUUCCGAUGGAGAAACCUGAUGGCUGUUGCGCAACAUGCUCGCCAAAGGCUAAUGCUGACAGGAACUCCUCUCCAAAAUGAUUUGCAUGAGCUAUGGUCAUUAUUGGAAUUCAUGAUGCCUGAUAUAUUUGCCAUCGGAGAUGUUGAUCUGAAGAAGCUGCUGAAUGCAGAAGACCGCGAACUAAUUUCACGCAUAAAGUCCAUUUUAGGGCCAUUUAUUCUUAGACGAUUGAAGUCAGAUGUAAUGCAGCAGCUUGUUCCUAAAAUACAACAUGUUAAGUUUGUCGUCUUGGGCACAGAGCAGUCUAAAGCUUACAAAAAUGCCAUAGAUGAAUACCGCGCUGCUUGCCAGGCUCGUAGUGCCAAGUCUUCAGACGACAUUUCCAAUAAUAUUGCUGGAUUGAUUCCAAAGCGUCAAAUAUCGAACUAUUUUACACAGUUUCGCAAGAUUGCGAAUCACCCUUUGCUUAUAAGGCAUAUUUAUAGUGACAAAGAUGUUGAUCGAAUUGCACGGUUGCUGUACCCUAAAGGUGCAUUUGGCUUCGAAUGUUCCUUGGAGAGAGCAAUCCAAGAGCUAAAGAACUACAAUGAUUUUGAUAUCCACCAACUAUUAUUGUCAUAUGGUGAUGUGGGCACAAAGGGUGCUCUAACAGAUGAGCAUGUUUUUGCAUCGGCAAAAUGUCAGGCUUUAGGGGAGCUUUUACCUUCUCUAGCAAAUGAUGGUCACAGAGUACUCAUAUUUAGUCAGUGGACCACAAUGCUUGAUAUCCUUGAAUGGGCACUGGAAGUAAUAGGAGUUACAUAUAGACGCCUUGAUGGAGGGACCGCUGUAGCAGAAAGGCAGACUAUAGUGGACACGUUCAACAACGAUCUUUCUAUAUUUGCGUGUUUACUUUCUACAAGAGCUGGAGGCCAGGGGCUGAACCUUGUAGGAGCUGACACAGUAAUUAUACAUGAUAUGGAUUUUAACCCCCAGAUGGAUCGGCAAGCCGAGGACCGUUGCCAUCGCAUUGGACAACAGAAACCUGUCACUAUCUAUAGGCUAGUGACAAAGGAGUCAGUUGAUGAAAAAAUCUAUGAGAUUGCAAGGCGGAAGCUAGUACUAGACGCCGCAAUUCUUCAUUCUGGAGCAGAGUUGGACAGUAGUACCGAUGUACCAGAGAAGACAAUGGGAGAGAUUUUGGCAUCUCUUCUCCUGGUCUGA
This is a messenger RNA of Miscanthus lutarioriparius, 2940 nucleotides long. The record is from the annotation of a GenBank genome assembly. Lineage: Eukaryota; Viridiplantae; Streptophyta; Magnoliopsida; Poales; Poaceae.